Molecule: messenger RNA, 1401 nt
Organism: Nycticebus coucang (slow loris)
Lineage: Eukaryota; Metazoa; Chordata; Mammalia; Primates; Lorisidae
Gene: KRT26
Product: keratin 26
Exons: 8
Coding region: 1-1401 (466 amino acids)
Molecular function (GO): structural molecule activity
Source: RefSeq, a predicted model, not a curated record
AUGUCUUUUCGACUUUCUAGUGGAUCCAGGCAGAUCUGCUCGCGAGCUGCCUCUGUUAGGCUGUCCAGUGGAGGAACGGGCUUUGUGGCUGGGAAUGUGUGCGUUGGGUCCCCAGGAGCAGGGAGAGGCUUUUCUUGUACUCUUGGGAACAUUUCUUCGGGAGGAAGCUUCUGCAGUGGUGGUGGAGGGUCGGGAAGUGCUGGUUUUCUUGCCAAUGAGCACGGGCUCCUGUCAGGGAAUGAAAAGGUGACCAUGCAGAACCUCAAUGACCGCCUGGCAUCCUACCUGGACCAUGUGCACGCUCUGGAGGAGGCCAACACAGAGCUAGAGCAGAAGAUCAAGGGCUGGUAUGAGAAAUGUGGACCCGGUUCCCGCCGGGGACACGAUCAUGAUCAUUAUAGACACUUCUCAAUCAUCGAAGAUCUUAAAAGGCAGAUCAUCUCCACGACCACCUGUAAUGCCAGUAUUAUUCUACAAAAUGACAAUGCCCGACUGACCUCUGAGGACUUCAAGCUGAAGUAUGAAAACGAGCUUGCUCUGCGCCAGAGUGUUGAGGCCGACACCAGCAAUCUUCGCAGAGUGUUGGAUGAACUGACGCUUUGUACAACUGACUUGGAGAUACAAUGGGAGACCCUCAGUGAGGAACUGACAUACCUCAAAAAAAAUCAUCAGGAGGAAAUGGAAGUCCUGCAAUGUACAGCUGGGGGGAACGUGAACGUGGAGAUGAAAGCAGCCCCGGGGGUGGAACUUACUGUCCUGUUGAACAACAUGAGGGCUGAGUAUGAGGACUUGGCUGAGCAGAACUGCAAAGACGCCGAAGCCUGGUUCAAUGAGAGGAGCGCAACACUGCAACAGCAGAUUUCUGAUGACGAAGGAGCAGUCACAGCAGCCAGAAAUGAGCUCACAGAACUUAAACGCAAUCUACAAACCCUGGAAAUAGAACUUCAGUCCCUCACGGCUGUGAAACAAUCCUAUGAGUGCUCCCUGGCUGAGAUGGAAGGAAAUUACUGCGAUCAACUGCAGCAGAUUCAGGAUCAGAUCGGGGCAAAGGAGGAUCAACUCCAACAGAUUCGAACGGAAACAGAAGGCCAGAAGCUGGAGUAUGAACAGCUUCUUGACAUCAAAAUAUAUUUGGAAAAAGAAAUUGAAAUUUAUUGCAACUUAAUAGAUGGAGAAGAAAGAAAAUGCAAAUCCAAGGGUUAUAAAUCAAAAGGAUGCAAGCCUACAAAUUCUGGAAAUCAAGUCCAAGACUCAACCGAAGAAACGGUCGUCAAAGCAGUGGUGGAGGAACUAGAUCAACUCGGCAAUGUCCUUUCACUGAGAGUCCACUCAGUUGAAGAGAAAUCCUCUAAAAUAAGCAACAUUACAGUGGAACAACGUGUCCCUUCUAAAGCACCAUAA